AUGCCCGACGCACGCGACGGCAACCCUCACGGGGGAAGUCGCUCACCUUCACCGGGCGACAAGCGUCCAGCUUCUGAGAUCGAUACCGAUCCCGAGGGCGGCGUGAGCAUGGACACGACCGAGGACAGCUUCACUCCGAACAUCGACGAUCAGGUCGCUCAGGUGUACAAGCUGGUGCAGCAGCCCCCGCAGGAUGGUCAGAAGGGUUACGUGAUCUCUACCUCUUGGCUGAAGAAGGUUCUUGCGCGGAGUAGCACUCACGCGGAUAAAGCCGACAAGGAAUCGUUGCAAAGCGAGCUGGGCCCAGUUGACAACUCCGAUAUCGUUCUCGACCUCGGCCCCCAGAAACGUGACUUCAAGGACGAGAAGGGAGAUCGUUUCGUCCCUCUGCGCCCCGGGCUACAACUCAGCGAGGAUUACGAGGUUGUUCCGCAGGAGGCCUGGGAUAUGAUUUUGAAAUGGUAUGGCCUUGCUGACCAGUCGCCCGUCAUCGUUCGCUAUGCCCACAACACCAACCCGGAAGGCAUGGAGAACAUUCUUUACGAGCUCAACCCCCCGAUCUAUACGAUUUUUAAACUGUCCAACCCCGCCGCGGGGACCACCCCACAAGUCCUCCGCGAGAGGAACCUUCCGCCCGCCAAGGUUCUGGCUGCACGCGAUACUCGCUACAUGAAAUGGCUGAAGGAGGCCAAGCAGCUGGCCGGUAUUGAGAUGGCGAGCAAAGUCCGCGUAUGGAAGAUUAUGGGCGGCAUCCCCAGUGCCGAGCCGUCGACUACGACUACCCCGGCUGUCUCCCGCACCGCUUCUCCCGCGCCUACCUCGUCCUUGAUCUCGAACCAACACAAGAGUCUGGUUCUGGACCUUAACACUUUCCUUUCUUUGAACGAAGCCAGUCGGGAGAAGGUCGAAAUUCAAGACCAAACCAACAAUGCCAACUACAACGGCAAGAUGUCCAUGAGCAUGGCCGGCUUGAUCGGUAGCGAUGUGGUUGUUCUGGAGGAGCAGGUGGCCGGGUCCAAGGGCGGCAAGUGGGUGUCUGAGGCCUCGACUCAAGCACUGCAGCGCGCCGGUCUUGCCGCUGUCGAAAAGGUCGAAAACCCUAAGAAACAGCUUGCCACUGCCACUGCCACUGUCACUUCCACGGCCAACAGCCCAGCGACCAGCGGCCGAUCGAGCCCGGUUCCAGAGAUCCCCCGUGGUCGAAAGAAGGGCGGUCGCCCGAUGGGCCUGACAGGACUCUCGAACCUUGGCAACACCUGCUACCAGAAUGCCGCUACCCAGUGUCUUCGCGCUGUCGAGGAAUUGACCUACUACUUCCUCAGUAACGCGCACAAGAAGGAGUUGAACCACAACAACCCACUCGGCCACAGGGGUACACUUGCCAAGGCUUACGCUGAUCUCAUCCAAUCCAUCUACGUUGAGCCCACACCUCCAUCGGUCACCCCGAAUCGGUUCCGGAAUACAAUUGGACGCUGCAAUCCCGUCAUGUCUGGCUUCGAGCAGCACGACAGCCAGGAAUUCCUGAUGUUCGUUCUGGAUGGUCUAUCGGAAGACCUCAACCGCAUUCUGCAAAAGCCCUACAUUGAGAAGCCCGAUUCCACUGAUGAAAUGGUUCACAACCGACAGGCACUUGAGGAGUUUGCUGCGAAGCAAUGGGAUAUUUACAAGGCUCGCAACGACUCCGUGGUUUGCGACCUGUUCGCUGGCAUGUACAAAUCGACGCUGGUUUGCCCCGACUGCCACAAAGUCAGCAUCAUCUUCGAUCCUUUCAGCAACCUGACCCUCCCCAUUCCGGAGCCGCAGAUCGUCUUCAAGCAGAUCGUUUACAUGGCCCUUGACAAGCCUCCCGUGGCUUUCACGGUCGAGGCCAACAAGAGUCGCCCCGUUUUGGACUGGCAGAAGUCGGUUGCUGCCCGGAGCCAGAGAGAAGGCAUCGAUGCAAGCAGACUGAUCUCCGGAGACGUCAUGGGCUCGACUUUCUUCCACGUUCAUGAAGAGCCUCAUGUCUCGUACGACCAACUUGGUAUCCGACAGGAUGACAAGAUUACCUUCAUGGAGCUGGAUUCUCCCAAGGAGGAUUCCAUUCUUAUCCCCAUCUUCCACCGAAAGAACGAUGUCAACCAAUUCACCAAGCGGACCAAGCGGACACCCUUUGCAACCCCAACCAUCAUUUCUCUCACUCGUCAGGAGGCUCAAGACCUGGCCACUAUUUACCGCAAGAUCCUGCGCCAUGUUGCCACGAUGACCACCCGCGACAUUCUCAACGAGACCCAGCCUGAAUCGGACCAGGCUCGGCAAACCCCCGAGGACCCUGACACCGUUGUGAUGACCGAGGAUGAUGCCCAGUCGGUUGACUCCAGAAUUAAGACAUCAUCUGUGGAAGGAGAGGAUAGCAUUGUCGAUGUUUCCAUGCAAGACGACACCCAGACACCCGGUGCUAACACCGAUGAUACCGAGGUCACUGAUGCGCCCCCGGCUCACCCCUUGGCCAACACCAUUGCCCCCGGACUCUUGAACCUCUUCGACGUCCGGGUUGUCCCACAGCGGCCACGCCAGACCGGCACCAUUCCCGAUGGGCACUCCCUUGACACAGCGAAGGUAUACCAAUCGCUGACGUCUCGGGCGAAGACCGAGAACAAGUCCCAUGGCUCUGCCGAUGACAACAGCGAUGGGUACAGCAACAGCAAUGGUUCUGACAGCGAAUCUCAUGGCGCCUCUGAGUGGAGUCUGGUCAAGCAAGGCGAGGCUAUUGUUCUUGACUGGAACGACGAAGCUAGGGAUGCUUUGUUUGGUGGCAAAGGAAAGGAGAGCGAUCUUCGAGGUGCUGCGACCUACGCCGACGCCAACAUUCGUGUUCCCAAGGACCCAGAGAUCAUCGAACGUCGUGCGCAGGUCGACUCUGAUAAAGCCAAGGGAACCACCCUUGACCAGUGCCUGGAUGAGUUCAGCAAGGUUGAAAUCCUCGGUGAGAAUGACGCUUGGUACUGCCCAAGUUGCAAAGACUUCGUCCAGGCCAGCAAGCAGUUCGAGUUGUGGGCGGCCCCCGAUAUUCUCGUGGUGCACCUGAAGCGCUUUGGCAGCCUGCGGCGAAAGCUGACUACGAAAGUCCGCUUCCCGGUCACCGAUCUUGACUUGACCGACCGGGUCACUGGCCCGGAUGAUGGAAGGUCGCUGAAGUACGACCUGAUCGGUGUUGAUUGUCAUUCCGGUGGCAUGGGCGGUGGCCAUUACUAUGCCCACGCGAAGAACUUCAUCACCGGGGAAUGGUGCAACUUCAAUGACAGUUUCGCCCGCGUCAUCGAGGACCCCGAGGAUGUGAUUACUCCGCAGGCAUAUCUCCUGUUCUACCGCCGCCAAAGCUCCGAGCCUCUUGGUGGACCGGCACUGCAGGAAAUUGUCUCGAAAUACCGGAAGAGACUAGAGGAUCCUGGAAUGGAGGUCUUGCGCGAACCGUCUCCGUCGGGGGACGGCCAGCGCCUCGGCGACUCGCGCAAUGGAUCGUCGAGCGCCUCAGCCGGAGCCGGAGCAACUCGCCCAGCGGGCGAUAACGAAAAUUCCCAGUCUUUUGACAAGAUGCUCACUCAGCCAUCGUGGUCAUUCGAUCGCCCCAACAACUCUCCCUCAUUUGGAGAGCCCAUCGCAACCAACGACGGGGAUGUCGAUCUGUUCGAAGAUAACGACAGCACCGCUGCCGUUGGAGACGGCAACUCGGAGGCCGAUACCCGCCUCGACGAUCUUGAAAGCUCCCGCCCUGUCUCUGUGCAGGAGGGCUCUUUCGAGGACGUCCCACCCCUUCUGGAGGACGGCUCCGAUGAUGAUCUUCCCGUCGUUGAAUUGCGUGUCGGUGAGGACGAGAAAAUGACCACCGAUGCCUGA
Molecule: messenger RNA, 3876 nt
Organism: Penicillium cinerascens
Lineage: Eukaryota; Fungi; Ascomycota; Eurotiomycetes; Eurotiales; Aspergillaceae
Product: putative ubiquitin-specific protease UBP12
Exons: 3
Coding region: 1-3876 (1291 amino acids)
Biological process (GO): protein deubiquitination
Molecular function (GO): cysteine-type deubiquitinase activity
Source: RefSeq, a predicted model, not a curated record